This is a messenger RNA of Rubroshorea leprosula, 3227 nucleotides long. The record is from the annotation of a GenBank genome assembly. NCBI's taxonomy places the organism in Eukaryota, Viridiplantae, Streptophyta, Magnoliopsida, Malvales, Dipterocarpaceae.
CAGAGCCUCCUCUGAUCCUUGAGAGGCUGUGAGGGAGUGAAAAUUGAGAGUGAGUGACACCCAAACACCUUGAACCCCAAAAAUGGAAUAUGGUUCUAGUUUCAUGGCAAAAACACCAGUUUUCAAUGGUCAUAACUACCCAGUUUGGUUAGUCAAAAUGAAGGCUUAUCUAAAGGCCUUCAACCUUUGGGAAGUGGUGGAAACCGACCAGCAGCCACCACCUUUAAGGCAGAAUCCCACCUUGGCUAAGAUAAAGCAGCAUACUGAAGAAGUUACGAAAAGGUAUAAAGCCUUGACUUGUAUUCAUUCUGCAGUAACUGAUGAGAUUUUGGACAGAAUUAUGCGCUGUGAAACAGCCAAAGAAGCCUGGGACUUGUUGAAGGAAGAGUUUCAGGAUAGAAUAAUGAAGAUUGUGAAUCGAAUCAGAUUGCUGGGUGAUGAAGAACUCUCUGAUAGGAGGGUUGUUGAGAAGGUGUUGGUCAGUUUGCCAGAAAAAUUUGAGCACAAGAUUUCCUCUUUGGAAGACUCCAAGGAUCUUUCCAAAAUUCCCUUAACUGAACUUAUCAACUCUUUACAAGCUGUUGAACAAAGAAAAGCCUUAAGGUCCCAAAGCAAUGUGGAAGGUGCUCUCUUGGCUACUGAAAAGGGUAAAAGCCAACAAAAGGAAGGAGCAAAAAAGCAAUUUUUUGACAAGAAAUGGAAAGAAAAGAAGGAGUUUCAAAGAGAUUUCAAGGGCGGUAGAUACAAGGGUAAAAAGGAGUCAUUUCCUCCUUGUAUUCACUGCAAAAAGACAACUCACACAGAAAAUUUUUGCUGGUUCAGGCCUGGUGUUCAGUGCAGGUCUUGUAAGCAAUUCGGUCAUGUUGAAAAGGUCUGCAAAUCAAAAGCAGACUCUACAGCACAAGCUCAGAUUGCAGAGAAACUUGAUCAACAGGAGGAGAAGUUGUUUGUGGCCACUAAAGUGGAAGCUUGCUGUGCUAUGAAUCUCAGUUGUAAUGUUUGGUUGAUAGACAGUGGAUGUACUCACCAUAUGACUCCAAAUGAGAGCUGCUUCAAAAGCCUUGACAAGAGUUUUACCUCAAAAGUCAGAUUGGGUAAUGGAGAGCUAGUAGAAGUCAAAGGAAGGGGAGUAGCAACUGUUGAUACACCAACAAGUAUCAAGCUUAUUUAUGAUGUUCUAUUUGUUCCUGAGAUUAGCUACAGCCUUAUUAGUGUUGCUCAGCUUGUUGAAAACAAAUACUCUUUGCACUUUCAUGACAAGCUAUGUGAUGUAUUUGAUGAAUUUGGAGAUUUGUUGUUAUCUGUUAAAAUGCUUGAUAAGAGUUUUCCUAUUGAAUGGAAAGAAACUCAGAUAAAGGCUUGUGUGAGUACUGUUGAAAAUUCUUGUGUCUGGCAUAAGAGGUUUGGUCACUCUAGUUAUCAAUCUUUGCUAUUGAUGCAAAAAAAGAGCAUGGUUUCUGGUAUGCCUCUUGUUCAUGUUGAUGAACAUGUUUGUAAAGUGUGUCAGCUUGGUAAGCACUCGCAAUUGCCUUUUCCAUCUGGUCAAGCUCAUAAAGCUUCUAUGAAGUUGCAGCUAGUUCACACUGACAUUUGUGGUCCUAUGAAGACUGUUUCUUUAAGUGGAAAUAGAUAUUUCCUGAUUUUUAUUGAUGACUUCAGCAUAUUUUGUUGGGUGUAUUUUCUGAAACAUAAAUCUGAGGUAUUUGAUAUUUUCAUCAAGUUCAAAGCCUCGGUUGAAAAUGAGUGUGGUUUGAAUAUUAAAACACUUAGAUCUGAUAAUGCAGCUGAGUAUACUUCUCAUAGAUUCCAACAGUUUUUGCAACACCAUGGAAUUCAUCAUCAGCUCACAAUUCCUUACACACCUCAACAAAAUGGUGCCUUGUACGGGCUAAAACAAGCUCCUAGAGCUUGGAACUGCAAAAUUGAUGAUCACUUGCUGAGUCUUGGAUUUGAAAAGAGUCUAAGUGAGGCCACUCUUUAUGUGAAAAAGAAGAAUGGAGUACUUGUUAUAGUCUCCAUAUAUGUUGAUGAUUUGCUGGUCACUGGAAAUGAUGAAGCUGCUUUGAAUCAGUUCAAGAUUGACAUGCUGCAGAUUUUUGACAUGAAUGAUUUGGGAAAAAUGACAUAUUUUCUUGGUAUGGAGAUUGAUCAGUCCAGCAAAGGCAUUUUUAUUUGCCAAAGAAAUUUUACGGGUGAGAUUUUGAGCAAAUUUGCUAUGUCAAACUGCAGGCCAGUUAGUACUCCUUCUGUGUCAGGAGUUAAAUACCAAGCCAUUGAUGGUUCAACAAAUGUUGAUGCAGGGGUAUAUAGAAGUAUGAUUGGCAGCCUUCUAUAUUUAUCUGCUACCAGGCCUGAUAUAAUGCAUGCUGUUAGUUUUCUUUCAAGGUUUAUGCAUUCACCUACUGAAGUUCAUCUCAAGGGUGUUAAAAGAAUAUUCAGAUAUUUGAAGGCAACUGCUGGUUUUGGCGUUUUCUAUCCUAGAGCUGAGAAAAUUAAGUUACUUGGCUUUUGUGACGGUGAUUGGGUAGGGUCUGAGGAUGAUAUGAAAAGCACCAUUGGUUUUUGUUUCACUCUCGGAUUAGGUGUUAUAAGCUGGUGUUCUCAAAAGCAAGUUGCACUUGCACAUUCCACUACAGAAGCUGAAUAUAUAGCUGCUGCAACUGCUGUGGAUAAGGCUAUUUGGUUAAGGAAAUUGUUGGUUAAUGUUCAUCAUGCUCAAUCCAAUCCUACUGAAAUGUUGUGUGAUAGCAAAGCGGCAGUUGCUAUUGCUAAAAAUCCAGUCUUUCAUGGAAAGACAAAACAUUUUAAAUUGAAGUAUCAUAUUGUUAGAGUUGCAGAAAAUGAUGGUGAUAUUGUUAUGGUGCACUGCUCCUCUGAAGAAAAUGUUGCUGAUAUUUUCACUAAGGGCUUAUAGAAGAUCAGAUUUGAAGCUCUUAGAAACAAGCUUGGCGUUUGCAGCUUGGAUGCCAAGGAGGAGUGUUGAAUGAAGUUCAGUUUUUUGUAGUUUUCGAAGUACUGUGCCAUCACAUGCUGCAACAAUUCAGUGUUUGACUUUUUGAUGUAAUUUGACCUUUAGUUAGGUAGCUUUUUGUUAACCUUCUGUCAGUAUAGACACUUGAGUAGGGGGCUAAAAUUAAGCUACUUGUAGCUUGGUAAACUACUCUUCCUCUUUCCCGAAAGCUAGUGUUUAUUUUGUAUAAAAGGAGAAAUCAAUGAUCAUUACUGUG